Messenger RNA from Colius striatus (speckled mousebird), 2630 nucleotides. RefSeq names its product scavenger receptor class B member 2 (gene SCARB2). Gene Ontology annotation, cellular component: membrane; lysosome; cytoplasm. Lineage: Eukaryota; Metazoa; Chordata; Aves; Coliiformes; Coliidae. The coding region runs from base 72 to 1508 and encodes 478 amino acids. The transcript is spliced from 13 exons. The record is from RefSeq and is a predicted model, not a curated record. Gene Ontology annotation, biological process: receptor-mediated endocytosis; protein targeting to lysosome. Gene Ontology annotation, molecular function: scavenger receptor activity.
GCGGCCGGCUCGGAGCCCGGCAGCGCCCGUGGCGGUGCCUGCGUUCUUCCUCGGCAGCGGCGGAGGCAGCCAUGAAGUCGCUGUGCCUCGUCACCGUGGGGGUCCUGGCCAUGACGCUGCUCAUCGCCAGCAUCUCCUUGCUGGUAGCGCACGUCUUCCAGACAGUGGUGGACCUGCAGGUGAAGCAGGGAACAGUAUUGAAAAAUGGCACAGAAACCUUUGAAGCCUGGGAGGAUCCUCCUCCACCAGUCUACAUGCAGUUCUACUUUUUUAAUGUGACGAACCCUUUAGAAGUGCUGCAAGGUGAUACUCCUCUUGUAGAGGAAAUAGGGCCAUACACCUACCGAGAAUACAGGCCAAGAGUACACGUUCAGUUUUUGGACAAUGGUACCAAAGUAUCUGCUCUGAAUCCAAAGACAUAUGUAUUUGAACCUCAGAAGUCAGUUGGAGACCCUGAAGUGGACCUGAUUAGAACAGUUAAUAUUCCUGCAGUGACUGCAAUGGAGUGGACCAGGUCAACACCUCUUCAAUUUGCCACAGAGGUGCUGCUGCUUCUGUACCAAGAAUCCCUGUUCACAGUUCAUACUGUUCAUGAAUUACUGUGGGGCUACAAAGACAGGCUCCUGUCAGCCGUUCAUAUUUUGCAUCCUGAGAUCGAUCCAGUAUUUGGUCUCUUUAAUAAGAUGAAUGGAACUGAUGAUGGAGAAUACGUCUUUCUAAGUGGGGAAACAAGCUACCUUAACUUCUCAAGGAUUGUGGAAUGGAAAGGAAAAGACUCAUUGAGUUGGUGGACAACAGAGGGGUGUAACAUGAUCAAUGGAACAGAUGGGACAUCCUUUCACCCGCUGAUUAGCAAAGAUGAGAACAUUUAUAUCUUUUCUUCUGAUUUCUGCAGAUCUCUUUACCUGGUGUAUGACAGCUCGGGAACAGUUGGAGGUAUCCCAACCUUCCGCUUUGUGCCCUCUGCUAUGGUGUUUGCCAACACAACAGUUAACCCUGACAAUGCUGGAUUCUGCGUGCCACCAGGAAACUGCCCUGGCACUGGUGUCCUCAAUGUCAGCAUCUGCAAGCAAGGCGCUCCAAUAUUUCUAUCAGCUCCACAUUUUUAUCAAGCAGAUAGAAAGUUUAUAGAAGACAUUGAGGGCAUGCAUCCAAAAAAGGAAUAUCAUGAGACGUUUUUGGACAUCAAUCCUCUGACAGGGCUUGUCCUUCAAGCAGCCAAGCGGAUGCAAAUCAAUGUUCACGUCAGAAAACUACCUGAAUUUUUUGAAACAGGAAACAUCCGAACACUAAUCUUCCCAGUGAUGUAUAUAAAUGAGAGUGUUUUGAUUGAUGACGUGUCUGCCAGCAAACUCAAGCAUGUCCUGCUGGAAGCCAGCGUUGUAACUGGAAUCCCUUUUGUAAUCAUGACUCUAGGAAUUGUUUUUGGUAUUAUUUUUAUUGUACUUGUGUGCAAGUCCCGAGGAGUAAGUGAAGAGGGAAAUGAAGUUUUAAUAGACUCAGAAUAAACACACCAAAGCAAAGGAAUGAAGCUAAAAUAAGAAAUGUGAGUACUGAAGAUGAAAGGUCCCCACUCAUCAGGACCUCGUAGUAGAUUUUCUUUAACAUGUGAGCUUGGAGAAUAAACUAUUAGAGCUGACCUAAUACCAACUACCACUACCUGGCAUUGUCCACUGUGGAGAACAUGAUCAACUAUAACUUUUUGUGUUACGGAGAUGGGAGAGAAUCUGCACUGUUAUCAAUGGAGGAGACUUUUCUUAGCAGCUAAGUUACAACUUUAAAACUACAUUUUAAAACUGCUUGAGAUCCUGCUUUUUUUCAGCCCGCACUCUCUUUGUACUUGCACUGACAGCCGUAGACGACCACAACCACUAUAUCAGCGAAAACACAAUGGCCUGAUUCAUUAAAGGAAUGACACGGGUAACAUUUGAGAAUGGCCUUAGGAGUGUGGGCUGCAAAGUACCCUUCCAGAAACAGAGCAGGCUCCUGUAUCACCCAGGAACAACGGACAAGUUUGCUGUAGGCCUAGUGUUGUCUCUUCUGUAAAGUGUUGCGCACUACUUAUUACCAGAAUGUACUGUCAUCGGUCCUUUCACAAAACUGAUGUGUCCAACUAAUCCAAAACACCCACUGAUACUUUGUUAAGCAUCUGUAGUUACCAGGCAAAAAGAAGCCAAUGAUUUGAAAUGCUUUUCCGAACAGACCUCUUAACUGUUUUAACUCUGCACAGGAUCCCAUUGCAUGUCAGCGGGGCAUUUAUGCUUAAGGUUUGGGGGUUUUUUCCUUCAAAACCAAAAUACAACACUGUUCUUGGUGGUGGAGGGUACAAAAACGGUUUUUCCUCAGUAUUUGUGUCACAGUUACUGACUCUGUGAUUUCAUAUGAAAUGCAGGCUUGGCAGUUACAUUUACUGUCUAGGAUAAAAGCACACCUCGAUAUUAAGGUAUGUGUAGGGCCUUCUGAAGUCAUAACGGUUUUUUUACAUGUCAAGUGGAAACUUGUUUUUAAAACUAUUUUUUUCCCCAAUUAAAAGAAUAUUCUCAUUGAGAAGUAUUUCCAUUAGAGCUACAUAGUGAAACGUAUUUAAAAAAUGUAUUGUUGUCUUCUAAAUAGAGGCAUUGGUUUUUGCA